CCUGCGUCAGGCUCAGCCCUGCACGCUGCCGCUGCCGGAGGCCGGGCGCGGCGAGGGGGUAGGUGAGGCCAUCGCGUAACCCAGAGUGGAGGAGGAGCGGCCAGAACCCGGAGCUGGCCCUGGCGGGCGGAAGUCGAGGUGCGCGUCUCGCCCCCAGGCUGGUGUUCCCCGACCCUGGAGACAGAGGCUCAGAGCCUGGCAUCCCUGAGAGAGGAGGGCUGAUCGGCCAGGACACGCCCAGUCUCAGCAGGUGCCCAGGUUCAGGUGCUGCACCUGGCCAUGCGCCGCCACAGGCUGGCCAUCGGCCUGGGGGUCUGCCUGCUGGUAGGGACGGUACUCUGCACUCUGUGGGUGUAUGUCGAGGACUGGCUGCCCGUCUCCUACGUCCCCUAUUACCUCCCCUGCCCAGAGAUCUUGUUGCUGUUCAGAGGGACGGUGACACAUCACACGCUCAGAUCCACACACUCACCACUCCCAGCUGGGCAGCUGCAUUGCAUCUGGGCCAGCGCUGGAAGGACCGGGUAUUAUGAGAAACAAAGACCACACCACCUUGCUGAUUCCAGAGAUGGGAGCAACAUGAAGCUGCAGUACAAGGGGGAGAAGCUGUUCCAGCCUGUGGCACAGUCACGGUACCCCCAGCCCAAGCUGCUGGAGCAGAGGCCCACAGAGCUGCUGACGCUGACGCCCUGGCUGGCGCCCAUCGUGUCCGAGGGAACCUUCAACGCCGAGCUUCUGCAGCACAUCUACCAGCCGCUGAACCUGACCAUCGGGCUCACGGUGUUCGCCGUGGGGAAGUACACCCACUUCGUCCAGCACUUCCUGGAGUCGGCCGAGCGGUUCUUCAUGCACGGUUACCGGGUAUGCUACUAUGUCUUCACCGACGACCCCACGGCCAUUCCCCAGGUCCCGCUGGGCCCUGGCCGCCGCCUCGGCAUCAUCCCCAUCCAGAGGCACUCCCGCUGGGAGGAGAUCUCCACGCGCCGGAUGGAGAUCAUCAGCCAGCACAUUGCCAAGAGGGCGCACCAGGAGGUGGACUACCUCUUCUGCGUCGAUGUGGACAUGGUGUUCCGGAACCCGUGGGGCCCUGAGACCUUGGGAGACCUAGUGGCUGCCAUUCACCCGGGCUACUAUGCUGUACCCCGCCAGCAGUUCCCCUACGAGCGCAGGCAUGUUUCUACUGCCUUCGUGGCAGACGGUGAGGGGGACUUCUAUUAUGGAGGGGCGGUCUUUGGGGGGCGGGUAGCCAACGUGUACGAGUUUACCAGGGGCUGCCACAUGGCCAUCCUGGCAGACAAGGCCAAUGGCAUCAUGGCAGCCUGGCAGGAGGAGAGCCACCUGAACCGCCGCUUCAUCUCACAUAAGCCCUCCAAAGUUCUAUCCCCAGAGUACCUCUGGGACGACAGGAAGCGCCAGCCACCCAGCCUGAAGCUGAUCCGCUUUUCUACACUGGACAAAGACACCAGCUGGCUGAGGAGCUGACAGCAGAGCCAGGGCUGCCCUGGAGGGCGACCCCAAGCCCUGGAGCCAGCCCACCCCACAGGAGCACCCAGCUUGCCCCAGAAGAGCACCCAGCCCGCCCCAGAGGAGCACCCACCUCACCCCAGCGGAGCACCCACCUUGCCCCAAUGGAGCCGCCUUGUACCAGUGCCUCACUCCUCAAGCCUUAGCUGAGCCCAGCCCUGUCCUGCUUACCUCUCAGUCUGCCAGGAGAAUCCAGCCAGAAAAUGGAUGUGGCAAGGCCCUUGUAAACUGUAAAGGGCUGGGCCUACUGGAGGAGAACCCAGAGGUCACACAGCAGCAUGGCCCCAGAAUGGUCGGACACGAGGAAGGGAGACCAGAGCUCAAAGAGGGUAGGCCUUCCCCCACAGACGUGCCUUCGGGGCAGGAUCUGGAGUCCCGGCUCUGCUCAGGGCCUGCGUCCCACCCCUGCCCCUCUUGUUGCCGAUUGCCCUUAAAGCUACACUUCUGACAUCCUGGUGUGAAAGGUGUCCCAGACCCCUUCUGUCUGGCUGAGGGGCUCCCGGGUACCGUGAUGUCCCCCAGCCACAUGGAGCCAGUUCCUCACUCAGGGCCCCGGAGCGAGCCUUUGACAUGGACCAGCUCUAGGCUCUCUCUGGUUUCAGGUCCAGCCUGCACCCACUGGCGGACCACACUCUCGGGCACUAGCCGCCUCCUUUGUAAGGGGGUCGGGCCAGUUUUUAAUAAAGGUUACAUGUGCUAGGCCCUAA
Messenger RNA from Equus quagga, 2228 nucleotides. RefSeq names its product globoside alpha-1,3-N-acetylgalactosaminyltransferase 1 (FORS blood group) (gene GBGT1). Gene Ontology annotation, molecular function: globoside alpha-N-acetylgalactosaminyltransferase activity. The record is from RefSeq and is a predicted model, not a curated record. Gene Ontology annotation, biological process: carbohydrate metabolic process. Gene Ontology annotation, cellular component: Golgi apparatus; membrane; vesicle. Bases 280 to 1479 code for a protein of 399 amino acids. NCBI's taxonomy places the organism in Eukaryota, Metazoa, Chordata, Mammalia, Perissodactyla, Equidae. The transcript is spliced from 8 exons.